This is a messenger RNA of Neoarthrinium moseri, 930 nucleotides long. RefSeq lists its product as uncharacterized. Lineage: Eukaryota; Fungi; Ascomycota; Sordariomycetes; Amphisphaeriales; Apiosporaceae. Bases 1 to 930 code for a protein of 309 amino acids. Gene Ontology annotation, cellular component: catalytic step 2 spliceosome. The record is from RefSeq and is a predicted model, not a curated record. The transcript has 4 exons.
AUGUCGACCGAUGUCGAAGCGAUGACUGCUCCUUCCCAUGGCGACGAGCAGUCCAUACGGUCGCCGGCGGCGCAUAAACGCAAGGCAUCUUCGCCGCCCCCAGGCGAAGACAGGACGACCUCGCAAUCGCCGAAACGAGUGCGCCGCGACUCCGAGGCAACCUACAAUGGCUCGACCAGAUCACCACCGGCACCCACAGGCUCAGAACGCCGGCCGAGCGCGUCGCAGGAGGAGAAGAAACGCGGGCAGCGGUUGUUCGGUGGUUUGCUUAGCACGCUGAGCCAGAAGAACUCAAACUCACAGCAGAAGAGGCGCCAGGAGAUCGAGCGCAAACAGCGGGAGAAGGCGUCGCAGCUGCGAGCCGAGGACGACAAGCAGCGCGCCGCGAAGCUGGCCGAGCUCAACACAGUACGCAAGAGGGAACAGAUAAAGUGGGACGAGAAAGUUAUGAGGACCAAGCAUGAUCAUUUGCUCGCCACAGCGCGGUUUCUGAGAACCAGGACCGUGCCCCAAGUUUAUUACUUGCCCUGGGAACCCACGGAGGACGAAGAAGAUAUUAUCAAAGACCAGAUCCGCGAUGCAGAAGACCUGAUUGACAGCGAGACCCGUGAGUUCAAGCAAAGGAAAGAGCAGAGACUAAAGGCCCUUGGCAUAACGACCCAAGAAGCUCCCGCCUCUGAGUCUGACCCUGCCCCUGAACUCCAACCCACCGAAUCACCCUCGGUCGACCAGGACGAGAAUACAGUGGGUAAAACUGAUACAGAUGCCACACAUGAUGUCCCUCCCCAGCAGCCUGAUGAGACUUCUGAAACUACUAACAGAGAUUCCGCGCAGGCCAGCAAGGGUGGCCAUCAUGAUCAUCAGGACAAGGAUGCGGACGAGACCGGCGAUGUAAUGGUGGAGGGAGACGAGGACACGGUCAUCUACUAG